AUGAGCACGCGCACGGGUACUGAACAGCCACGAUCCUAUUUGUUGCCCACGGCGUACCAACGCGAGCCCGCCCGGUCGUUCAACCGCUGCCACUGCCCUCCCGGCGCUCAACACAUCGAGCCGUUCACGCAGAUCCACCCCAUCCGCUGCCCACUGCUUCGCCCAAUCAACAUGGCUCAUGAGCGCGUCGACGCAUGCAGGAGACGGCGACCCGGCGACGGCGACAUAUCUGAGGGAGGACCGAUGGAAUGGGUACCAGGUGCCCAUGGUCGCUCGCCGUCGCUCGACGCUGCCACUAGCAAAUGUCUUGUGCCAUCUGCCCUCAUCUCCUGCCCUCGCCCAUCUGCUUUGCUUGCACCCAUCUCCGCGCCCUCCACCGCACGCCCGCAUCUCCGGCGACCGAACACAAUGUUGCUCGUAUAA
Laetiporus sulphureus 93-53 is the source of this 423-nucleotide messenger RNA. RefSeq lists its product as uncharacterized. The transcript has a single exon. NCBI's taxonomy places the organism in Eukaryota, Fungi, Basidiomycota, Agaricomycetes, Polyporales, Laetiporaceae. Bases 1 to 423 code for a protein of 140 amino acids. The record is from RefSeq and is a predicted model, not a curated record.